Molecule: messenger RNA, 1813 nt
Organism: Rhodofomes roseus
Lineage: Eukaryota; Fungi; Basidiomycota; Agaricomycetes; Polyporales; Fomitopsidaceae
Product: delta12-fatty acid desaturase
Exons: 7
Coding region: 136-1464 (442 amino acids)
Biological process (GO): lipid metabolic process
Molecular function (GO): oxidoreductase activity
Source: RefSeq, a predicted model, not a curated record
GGCGGGCCCGGCAAGCGCCGCCAUGGACCGUGUCGCCAUGAUAAAAACUUGGCCUCCCCUCCCCGCCCCUUGCCUCUUGCUCCCUCCGCACAGCGACCCGACGGCAGGCCCCCCACCCUCUUCUCCACCCCAACCAUGGCCAAGGUGUCCCCCCAGAAGAGGACCACCGUCGAGCAGACGCCCUUCGUCGUCCCUGACCUCACCGUUAAGGACCUGCUGUCCGCCAUCCCGGCGCACUGCUACAAACGGUCCGCGGUCAGGUCGAUGAGCUAUGUGGUCUACGACCUUUUCCUCUUAUACUGCAUCUACAAAGCCACCGUCUUUGCGGAUGCCAGGAUAGCCCCGGAGCACAUCUCCUUCCCUAACCCGCACCUUUACACCUUCGCGCGGUUCGCCCUCUGGGCGCUCUAUAGUUUCGCGAAUGGACUGGUCGGUACUGGUCUCUGGGUCCUUGCGCAUGAAUGCGGUCACCAAGCGUUCUCCGAGUCCAAGACUAUCAACAACACCGUUGGCUGGUUCCUCCACUCAGCGCUUGGUGUACCGUACCACUCCUGGCGCAUCACCCACGGCAAGCACCACGCCUCGACCGGACACAUGACGGAAGACCAGGUGCACGUGCCUAAGACGCGUGCCCAGGUCGGCCUGCCUCCUCUUGACCCCGAGCGGGAGGACUUGCUCGGCGCCUCCGUCACGGAGGAAGUCAAGCAGGAGCUCUAUGACGCACUUGGUGACACACCUAUCGGUGCUUCUCUCAGCGUGGCUAGCUACUUGCUUGCGGGAUGGUGGUUCUACCUCAUCAAGAAUGCCUCUGGCCAGAAGAGGUACCCCAAGGGAACCAACCACUUCGCUCCUGACGCUACGAUGUUCGCUCCUCACCACCGUGAUCAGAUCUUGAUCUCUGACGUGGGCAUUGCGCUCUGGCUGGGUGCCGUGUGCUGGGCUGUCUACACCUAUGGUUUCUUCGAGGUCUUCCGUGUCUACCUCAUGCCCUACCUCUGGGUGAACCACUGGUUGGUGCUCAUCACCUUCCUCCAGCACACCGACCCCCUGCUCCCCCACUACCGUGCGCCUGAGUUCACCUUCCCCCGUGGUGCGCUUACCACCCUCGACCGCAACACUCUUGGUGACUGUGGCCGCAUCAUGGGCUGGCUCGGCGCACACCUCACGCACGGGAUCUCGGAGACCCACGUCGCGCACCACGUCUCGUCCAAGAUUCCGCACUACAACGCGUGGGAGGCCACGGAUGCGCUCCGCAAGCGGCUCGCGCAAGCCGGCCUGAUGCCCCUCCAGGGCGCCCCUGUCGGGUGGGCGGAGAUGUACCGUGUCUUCCGUGCAUGCAAGUUCGUCGAGGACGAGGGCGACAUCGUCUUCUACAAGGACGCGCGCGGCCUCGCGCAGACCCGCCCGGUGUUCAACGACAGCAGCGUCAGCGACUCCGGCAUCGAGCUCGACAAGGACGCGUAGACGUUCUUGCUCGUGUCUUCCUUAACCCCCGCUCUGUUGCUGUCGCUAUCGUCUGUCUUUGUGUCUCCCCGUGCGCUUUCGUCGGUGCUGUAGUAUAAUCAGCCUUCUCGCUCUCGCAUGCGGUGGCGCCGCGUAGAAGAGGGGGCGGAGAGUGAUAGCACAAAAUACGUACCUACCGGUGUUGGUGCUGCUUGGGAUAGUAGAUCCUAGAGAGUUAGACUAGAGUUGUCAAUGGGACAAGUUCGUAUCACUCAUACUGUAUGCUUGACUUCACACAAGCUAUGGUGCUGCUGAAGUGUGUAACGACAGUUUUGUGAUUUCAUGUCUUCGCACUCGGUUCGCAUUUGCA